AUGUCGUUCGCGCUGGAGGAGACGCUGGAGUCGGACUGGGUGGCCGUUCGGCCGCACGUCUUCGAGGAGCGGGAGAAGCACAAGUUCGUCUUCAUCGUGGCCUGGAACGAGAUCGAGGGCAAGUUUGCCAUAACCUGUCACAACCGCACGGCCCAGAGGCAGAGGAGCGGCUCCCGGGAGCCGGCGGCCGCCCGAGGCGCAGCCGAGGCCGGGCCCCCGCCGGACAGCCCGGGCCCUCGGAGCACCGGCAGCAGUCCGGGCUCGCGAGGCCGUGGGGAGCCGGCCGGCGGCCGGAGGAGCCCCAGCCUGCGGCGGAGCCCGGCCUGGGCGGAGGGCGGCGCGGCGCGGAGCGCGCACCCGCGGGGGGACGCCUCGCUCCGGAGCCCUGCGGCCAAAGCAGGGGACCCGGCACGGGCCCAGGCUAGCCCGGGCAGGAGAGCUCCGGGGAAGCGGGACCCGGCCGGGGCGGAGGCGCCCGGCCCGUCGUCGGUGCGGGUGGUGAACUCGUCCGGCGCGGCCGCCGAGGAGAUCGAGGUGCUGGAGCUGGUGAAGGAGGACGAGGCGGCACCGACGUUGCUGGAGCUGCCCGAACCCGAGGCGCCCGAGCCGCCCGCCGAGCUGGACUCGCCCCCUGAGGAGUGCAGCUGGGCUGGGCUCUUCUCCUUCCAGGACUUGCGCGCCGUGCACCAGCAGCUGUGCUCCGUGAACUCGCAGCUGGAGCCCUGCCUGCCCCUCUUCCCCGAAGAGCCCUCGGGCAUGUGGACUGUGCUGUUCGGGGGGGCCCCGGAGAUGUCCGAGCAGGAGGUGGACAGCCUCUGCUACCAGCUCCAGGUCUACCUGGGCCACGCUUUGGACACCUGCGGCUGGAAAAUCCUUUCCCAGGUUCUUUUCACCGAGACGGACGACCCAGAGGAGUACUACGAGAGCCUGAGCGAGCUGCGGCAGAAGGGCUACGAGGAGGUGCUGCAGCGGGCCCGGAGGCGCAUCCAGGAGUUAUUAGAAAAACAUAAGAACACAGAGAGUAUGGUGGAGCUUCUUGACCUAUAUCAGAUGGAGGAUGAAGCUUAUAGCAGUCUUGCAGAAGCCACGACUGAAUUAUACCAGUACUUAUUACAGCCAUUUCGAGAUAUGCGGGAACUUGCAAUGCUAAGAAGACAACAGAUAAAGAUUUCUAUGGAGAAUGAUUAUCUGGGGCCCCGUAGAAUUGAAAGUCUCCAAAAAGAAGAUGCUGAUUGGCAACGCAAAGCCCACAUGGCUGUGUUAUCCAUUCAAGAUCUCACUGUCAAGUAUUUUGAAAUAACAGCUAAGGCUCAAAAAGCUGUGUAUGAUAGGAUGCGAGCAGAUCAGAAAAAAUUUGGUAAAGCAUCAUGGGCAGCAGCAGCUGAAAGGAUGGAAAAACUUCAAUAUGCUGUUUCAAAGGAAACUCUACAGAUGAUGAGAGCUAAAGAAAUCUGUUUGGAACAGAAGAAACAUGCAUUAAAAGAAGAGAUGCAGAGCUUACAAGGUGGCACAGAAGCCAUUGCCCUUUUGGAUCAGUUAGAAGCAGAUUAUUAUGAUCUGCAACUUCAGUUGUAUGAAGUACAGUUUGAGAUCUUGAAGUGCGAGGAGUUACUGCUAACAGCUCAACUUGAAAGCAUCAAGAGACUUGUAUCAGAAAAGAGAGACGAAGUAGUAUAUUAUGACACUUACGAAAGUAUGGAAGCAAUGCUUGAAAAGGAAGAGAUGGCAGCAUCUCUACAUCUACAGAGGGAAGAGCUACAGAAACUUCAACAGAAAGCUCGGCAAUUGGAAGCAAGGCGUGGGCGUGUUUCAGCCAAGAAAGCCUACCUCAGAAACAAAAAGGAAAUCUGUAUUGCAAAGCACAGUGAAAAAUUCCAGCAACGCCUUCGGAGCGAAGAUGAAUACAGGACACAUCAUUCAGUACAACUAAAGAGAGAAAAGUUACAAGAUGAAGAAGAAAGAAAAAGUACCUGGGUUAGCCAAGAAAGACAGAAGACAUUAGACAGACUUCGCACAUUUAAGCAGCGGUACCCUGGACAAGUCAUACUUAAGUCAACGCGACUUCGACUAGCUCAUGCAAGGAGAAGAAGUGUUGCAAGCCCAGUGUCCAGUGUAGACCAGCCUCAGUCCUUACCAGUAACCCUAAGGACAGAAGAGAAAACUGAAGAGGGGGAACAAGGAAAAGAGGUGCUUCAGCCUUUACAAACCAAGGAACCCCAGAGACUGGCACAGCUUGAAGAGCCUUCAUUAGCACAACUUGAAACCACUUCAUUACCUCCUAGUGGUGUUACCUCUGAACUGCUGCCUCACAUUGCACCUCUUCCACUUCUUACUGAUAAUGACCUGACACCAGGUACUGUUACUGUUGUCCCACUCCCACCACCUCUUCCUCCAACUCCUCCUCCACCACCCCCACCGCCCCCACCGCCGCCACCACCUCCUCUACCUACUACUAAGGACGGUCCCACAGAAUCCCUGGAGAAAGGCCUUUCUAAAGUGGAGGGUGAAGAAAAGAGAAUCCCAAAGUCUGCCAGUGCCCCUUCAGCACAUUUCUUUGACAGCAAUCAGCUGGUCAGUGCCAGGAAGAAGCUUAAAAAAACUGCUGAAGGUUUGCAACGGAGAAGAGUGAGUUCACCAAUGGAUGAGGUACUGGCUUCCUUGAAACGUGGUAGUUUUCAUCUAAAAAAGGUUGAACAACGAACUCUGCCUCCUUUUCCUGAUGAAGAUGAUAGUAAUAAUAUCUUGGCACAGAUAAGGAAAGGGGUAAAACUGAAGAAGGUACAGAAAGAAGUUUUGAGAGAGUCCUUCACGCUUUUGCCUGAUACAGACCCACUAACACGUAGCAUUCAUGAAGCACUUCGAAGAAUUAAAGAAGCAUCACCAGAAUCUGAGGAUGAAGAAGAGAGUUUGCCUUGCACAGAUUGGGAAAACUAACAUGUAAAUGGUGACUUAACAGCCACUGAGAGGAAAAAUAAGGCCCACAGUUGAAGAUUAUCUUCCUACUCCUUUGGGGAAAGUUUGUAAGCAGUUUGAUUCUACAGUCUAAACUGCGUUAGUUCAGUGUGUGAAAAGGGAAGUCAUUUUGUAGGUCAUCUUCAUGAUUCUAUCCAUUCCACUACAUAGAGGUUAAACAGAGUGAAAUUUAGAUGUGCAAUGUAUGUAAUCAUAAUAAAGAGAAUGUCUCUAGGAUACCCUCCCAGUUCUUUUAAAAGCACUUUUUUCAUUUACACCAAUAGAGUGGCCAGUUAAAGUUAGAAGAAUGCUGUUGCAUUGACAAACAUCUACUGUGAGUUAUAUCAGGACUGCUAUGAAAUCUGCCCUUCAGUGCACUGAGAAAUCAUCUGCUUGAAAAACAGCUUCUUCUUCCACAUCAGUUUAUUCCACAGUUGAAGAUCUUCUUUAAAAAAAAAGUCCUAGUUUACCCUAGUAGUUUAUAUGACAAGAUUUUAAGAGUUGGAAAAUAACUCCAAACUUCCAUAAGUGUUCAUCUCCAAAAGAAUUUAUAUAGCAAGGUUAAGUGACAUCUGAAUAGAAAUGUAAUCAUGGAGAUACAUAUAUUAAUAUUUAUUUACAAUGACAUGAUACACUUAACACGGCACAUUUUUAGAAAGCUACAGUCUUAUACUUUGUAUGUUUUUUGAAGUAAAACUUUCCAUGCGCUUUUAAAUAGCUCUUCAUAAUUCUGAGUGUAUAGUAGUUUGAACUUUAUGUGCAACUUUGUUAUGAGAAGCAAUACUUUGUAAUUUGAUAGUACUUAAAUUUUUUGUUUUUCUGUUUGAACUGUUGAUUAAUGUAACUCAUGAAAUUUCUAUUUGGAAUCACAUAUGAAGAUUACGUAACGGGGAUCCAGUGCUUUAAUCUGUGUACUAUAUAAAUUUGGUUUUGUGCUCCACAGUUUAAAAACAAAGUGUGCUCUACAGUGAUUUCUAUCAAAAAAUAGACAUUAUAGCCUCUUCAAUUGACAAUUCACUACUUUUGAGCUCUCUAAAUAAAACUUCGCUGAGUACUCUUCUGCACUGCGAAAAGCAAUUCACAACUGAAGACUAGUAGUUUAUAGGCAAUUUUUUUAAACCGUACCAGGAUGCUAAAAGAUUCAUCUAUUCACAGUUGUGAAUAAUUAAGCAUCUCAAUUAGACUAAACAAGAAUUUACCUAGUCUACUGAAACUAGGUACACUUGAGUAGGUUUUUCCUCUAUAAGAGGGAUCUGUCUUGGACCCUGUACAAAAAGAAUUAAGGACUGCAGUAACAAGGAACCUCACAAUACCCAGUCUUGUAAGACCUUUAGAACAGUGUUAUAAUGAAGUCCCAGUAUAUGUGGACUGCUACUUGUGUUAAUGAAUGAAAAAAAAUAGUAAUUCCAUACUAACUUUCGAGUCCAUUUCUUUUAAAAGGGGUUGGGGGGUGGGGAGAACCAGCAAGAUACCCCAGCCAAAGGCCGUAAGUCUUAGGCUGUUCAGAUGUCUUGGCUUUUUAAGAAAAACAAUGAUAACUUGUCCAUUCACAUGUCGAUAUUGCCAAGUAUUGUUUAUUGAAGAGUUUAAAGAAAUAUUUAGAAAGUGCUUGUGAGCGGCCUUUUUUUCCAAAGUGGUGUUCUUUUUAUUCAGGCAAUAUUUUACAGAUUCAUAUCUUACCUAGGCAGAUAACAUAUGAAAUUUAGUUAUCCUAGAAUCGUUAAACAAGAAAAGUAUUGUACAACAGUGAAACAAUUAAAACUUGCUUUUUAAUUUUAAAAAUAAGUUUGGGUUUAGUGAUACUGUUUUUGUUUUUAGCAGCUUUGUAAGCAAUUAAAUACAUGAAAAAACAACUCCUAUUUCCGCCCUACCUUUGGAUACAAGUUUUCCCACCCUAGGACUUCCUAUCCUGUUUAUUAAUACAGAGAACCAAUAAGAGACACCUGUUUUAAAAUUAAUAAUAUGUACUUGGAACCUCAUUGUGGGGUUAUUUCACAUAAAGCAGAAUUUGGCCUAAGGAAGAUGUCUUGCACCACUUUCAGGUACCAAAAGCACUUCGUUAUAAGGCAAUCUUAAUUAAAAGAGUCUCCAUUGCCAUUACCUAUUGCUUACUACAUUGCUUCUAUCAAGUUGAUUUCCAAUGGCAAGAUGACUCACUCCACCAACUACCAUAAUUUAUAGGGUUUUUUUUAACAUGAGAUUUCAGAUCCCAAGAAAGUUAAGUAAGAUUAUAUUCUUUCCUUACUCAUCCCCCCAUUAAAAUAUAGGCUGAUUGUACUAGCCUUCUACAUAUAUUGUAGCUGUAUUUAUAUAUGUGUGUGUGUGAA
Messenger RNA from Trichosurus vulpecula (common brushtail), 5279 nucleotides. It is a transcript of the gene JMY, whose product is annotated as junction mediating and regulatory protein, p53 cofactor. Gene Ontology annotation, cellular component: cytoplasm; nucleus. Gene Ontology annotation, molecular function: actin binding; Arp2/3 complex binding; transcription coactivator activity. The record is from RefSeq and is a predicted model, not a curated record. NCBI's taxonomy places the organism in Eukaryota, Metazoa, Chordata, Mammalia, Diprotodontia, Phalangeridae. Gene Ontology annotation, biological process: 'de novo' actin filament nucleation; Arp2/3 complex-mediated actin nucleation; positive regulation of apoptotic process. The transcript is spliced from 11 exons. The coding region runs from base 1 to 2934 and encodes 977 amino acids.